Molecule: messenger RNA, 2036 nt
Organism: Ricinus communis (castor bean)
Lineage: Eukaryota; Viridiplantae; Streptophyta; Magnoliopsida; Malpighiales; Euphorbiaceae
Product: SRSF protein kinase 1
Exons: 4
Coding region: 372-1709 (445 amino acids)
Biological process (GO): spliceosomal complex assembly; protein phosphorylation; regulation of mRNA processing
Molecular function (GO): protein kinase activity; ATP binding
Source: RefSeq, a predicted model, not a curated record
AGUGAAAAAAAAGAAAAAAGAGAAAAAAGUGGAGAGAGAGAGAGAGAGAGAGAGAGAGACAUUGUUCCCUUUGUAAUUGGAGGCCACACAUUUUUACAGUCUUCCCCUUCUCCUUCUCCUUCUCCUUCUCCUUCAAUUAAAAAGAAAAACUUCAAAACAAUUAACUAACAAAAGAAACCUCCAAAUCCAAGCAAUCUCUUCUUUUCUUUUUCUUUUUCUUCUUCUUCUUUUUUGCUUUCUCUGUCAAGAAACAAAUAACGGUUAAUACAAAUUCUUCAGAUCAAGUUUUAACAAACAAAUCAAGAAACAGAAUUGAUAGUGUGUUAUGAACCACUUGUUUCUUUCAUUAUAAACAAAGAAAAGAAAAAACGAUGUCGUGUUCGUCUUCGUCUGGUUCGGAGUCGGAAGAUGAUGAGGGAAUCGACUCGUACAGGAAAGGAGGAUAUCACGCUGUUCGUGUGGGCGAUCAAUUCUCCGGUGGCCGUUAUAUUGCUCAACGGAAGCUUGGCUGGGGCCAGUUCUCUACCGUCUGGCUCGCUUAUGAUACUCUUUCUUCUGAUUUUGUUGCGCUUAAGAUCCAGAAAAGCGCAACACAAUUUGCUCAAGCUGCACUUCAUGAGAUCGAACUCCUUUCAGCUAUAGCUAAUGGUGAUCCCUCUAAUUCCAAGUGUGUUGUACGGUUGAUUGACCAUUUCAAGCACACAGGACCAAAUGGGCAGCAUCACUGCAUGGUUCUUGAAUUUCUUGGUGAUAGCUUACUCAGGUUAAUCAGGUAUAGUCGUUACAAGGGUCUUCCGUUCAAUAAAGUUAGAGAGAUAUGCAAAUGCAUUUUGAUAGGCCUGGAUUACUUGCAUAGAGAACUUGGUCUGAUCCACUCCGACCUAAAACCUGAAAAUAUUCUUCUCUUUUCCACCAUUGAUCCUGCCAAGGAUCCAAUUAGAUCUGGCCUCACCCCGAUUCUUGAGAGGCCUGAAGGUAGCCUUAAUGGUGGUGCUACAAUGAAUCUCAUUGAAAGGAAGUUGAAAAGGAGAGCAAAGAGGGCAGUUGCUAAGAUAUCAGAAAGAAGAGCUUCAAUGGGAGGGGCAAUGACAAAGCAGGAGAAAUGUUUGGAUGGGGUUGAUGUGAGGUGCAAGAUUGUUGAUUUUGGAAAUGCAUGUUGGGCUGAUAAGCAAUUUGCAGAAGAAAUUCAAACAAGGCAGUACAGAGCUCCUGAAGUCGUUCUGCAGUCUGGGUAUUCCUUCCCUGUUGACAUGUGGUCAUUUGCUUGUACUGCUUUUGAGCUUGCUACUGGUGACAUGAUGUUUGCUCCUAAGGGUGGACAAGGAUUUAGUGAAGACGAGGAUCACCUUGCUCUAAUGAUGGAACUCCUUGGCAAGAUGCCACGAAAGAUAGCCAUUGGCGGAGCUAAUUCGAAGGAUUUCUUUGAUAGAUACGGGGAUCUAAAAAGGAUUAGGAGACUGAAGUUCUGGCCACUUGAUCGCUUGUUGGUUGAUAAAUACAAAUUUUCUGAGAAUGAUGCUAAGGAGUUUGCAGAAUUUCUCUGUCCACUUCUCGAUUUUGUGCCAGAGAAGCGGCCCACUGCUCAGCAGUGCCUGCAACACCCUUGGCUCAAUCUCAGAAGUUCUACUCAGACUCAGAUGGGAAAUGAAGCUGAUGUGGGAAAACUGCAAGUUGGGGUGAGCAACCUUCAACUUACGGUGGGUAUGUGAAGGGAGGAUCUGGGGUGUUUUUGCACCAUUUUCAAGUCCCUCCCUCCACCUAUAUGGGUAUUGAUUGUGAAAUUUUUUGGGUUUGUUACAUUUUAAUAAGAUUUUUUUUUUUUUAACUUUUAUUAAUGAUAAACUAAAAAUGUAAAUUAGUAAUUGAUUACGUGAGAUAAUGACAUGAGGGAGAGAGACUAACUGUGUUAAUAGGCUCUGGUGGCUUAUGUCCUAUAACCAGAAGGAUACACAUGCUUUUCCACAUGUAAUUGACUUUGACAUUCAUAUUAGUGAAGAAUGUGUCACACCAUAAAAGGGAGUUGCCCCUUGGGAAUA